GUUGAGAUGCUGUCGGGUAUUGGUUGUGCUUCUAUUUGCAAACAGCACUUUUCGCGCGGGUGUGUCUGCGCUGCACGACUAGCUACUUCAGCAGCUCUUACAUGCGCACAGGAACGAAGAAACUAUUCCAGAAGUGUAUGAGUAGUGUGUGUGUUUGUGCGUGUGCUCUGCUUGGCAGACUAUCCACGAUUAGGGCGGAGUUCUCAGAUGGGAAAGUGAAGGGUCACUGGACUAGCCAUUUUCACGUUACUAACUGGAGGAAAUUGUCAAAUGUAGACGCAAUCUAGGUAGGUUUAUUUCCCUAGCAGCACGUAGCUUCGUCUCCGUUGGUAGUGGCACCGUUACUGGAUAUAAACAACGCCGUGCACGAGCUUGGAACAUCGGAACUUGAGUUCAAAACUCGAAGAAGAAAAGGCACUCGUAACAGUACAGCACUCGACAGUAUAGGGCUGUGGCAGGGCAGCCUCUGUGGCCCCCAUGGCCUACACCCUCGGCUCCGGGCCCGACCCUGGGCCCACCGUCGGCACCCAGUACUGCGUCACCAAGGUGGAGCUCUCCGUCAGCGGCGCCAACCUGCUGGACCGCGAUGUCACUUCCAAGUCCGACCCCUUCUGCGUGCUCUUCCUGGAGGUGGACAGCAACUGGGUGGAGAUUGGAAGGACAGAGACCGCAGUGAACAACCUGAAUCCAGUGUUUGGGGAGAAGUUCCAGGUUGACUACCACUUUGAGGAGGUCCAGAAGCUGAAGUUCGCCAUGUUCGACGAGGACAAGUGCAGCUCUCAGCUGUACGAGCACGACUUCCUGGGAGAGUUCACCUGCACAUUGGGGGUGAUUGUGUCCGGUAAGAAGCUGCAUCGGCCGCUCAUACUGGCCAAUGGCAAGCCAGCGGGGAAAGGAACCAUCACGAUAACGGCACAGGAGCUGUCAGACAACCGAAUAAUAACAAUGAACAUGUGUGGGAGAAAACUAGACAAAAAGGAUUUCUUUGGAAAAUCAGACCCUUAUUUAGAGUUUCACAAGCAGGGAGAGGACGGGAAAUGGAUGCUGGUUCACAGAACAGAGGUGAUUAAGAACACUCUGGAUCCUGUGUGGAAACCCUUCACCAUCCCCCUCAUCUCUCUCUGCAAUGGAGAUGUCGACAGGAACAUCAAGGUGCUGUGCUAUGACUACGACAAUGACGGAGGCCACGACUUCAUCGGGGAGUUCCAGACCAAUGUGACAAAAAUGAGUGAAGCCCAGAGCUCCCUGGAGGUGGAAUUUGAAUGCAUCAAUCCCAAGAAGCAGAGGAAGAAGAAGAGCUACAAAAACUCUGGGAUUAUUAUUCUGAAGUCAUGCAAGAUUGCGAGAGACUACUCCUUCCUGGACUACAUUCUGGGCGGAUGUCAGCUCAUGUUUACAGUGGGCAUCGACUUCACAGCCUCCAAUGGGAACCCGAGAGAGCCUUCCUCCCUGCACUACAUCAACCCCAUGGGCACCAACGAGUACCUGUCUGCCAUCUGGGCAGUGGGCCAGAUCAUCCAGGACUACGACAGUGAUAAGAUGUUUCCUGCCCUGGGGUUUGGUGCACAGCUCCCUCCUGACUGGAAGGUGUCGCACGAAUUCGCCAUCAACUUCAACCCCACCAACCCCUUCUGCUCAGGUGUGGAGGGGAUUGUCGAGGCCUACUCCUCCUGUCUGCCGCACAUCCGCUUCUACGGCCCCACCAACUUCUCCCCCAUCAUCAACCACGUGGCCCGGUUCGCCUCACAGGCCGUCCAACAGCCAACUGCUGCUCAGUACUUCACCCUCCUCAUCAUCACGGACGGCGUGAUCAGCGACAUGGACGAGACGCGCCACGCGGUGGUGCAGGCGUCCAAGCUGCCCAUGUCCAUCAUCAUCAUCGGCGUGGGCAACGCCGACUUUGCUGCCAUGGAGUUCCUGGAUGGGGACAACCGCGUGCUGCGGUCCUACACGGGCGAGGAGGCCGCCAGGGACAUCGUGCAGUUCGUCCCCUUCCGGGACUUCCGCAACGCGCCGAAGGAAACUUUAGCCAAAUCUGUGCUUGCGGAGUUGCCCCAGCAGGUCACACAGUAUUUCAAGCAGAAGAACCUGUCGCCUAGCAACAAAGCGCCAGAGUGAAGGCUUGAGGCCUAGGACUGAUUUGCAUGUUGCCAAAAUCUCCUCGCUGUUUACAAAAAAUAAAAAAUAAAAAGACACGCAAAACAAACAAAGCAAACUGCAUGAAAAAUUUAAAUACAUUUUUAAUACCUUGUCCGAUUUUUAAAAACGACCCUACCCCCCCUGCCAAAACCUAACCUCCCCCCACCCCGGCCGUGUCCAGAUGAAAGACUUUUUAGAAGAAAAACUGAAAAAUCUGAUGAAAACAAGGAACACUACUCAAGCUCCAGGGCAAAAAAAAAAAAAACAAGAUAAAUUAUUGAAUGUACCUUUGUACUAAUGUUACCUGUUUUAUUACCGUUGUUGUUUUUAUUUUAUAAGAAAAUAAUGUUCAUAAUGUUUUAUGUAUCUCUUAUGUAGUGCAUUGUAAAAUCUGUGAUAAAGAAAUUAGUACCCUUG
Molecule: messenger RNA, 2556 nt
Organism: Conger conger (European conger)
Lineage: Eukaryota; Metazoa; Chordata; Actinopteri; Anguilliformes; Congridae
Gene: cpne2
Product: copine II
Exons: 16
Coding region: 478-2118 (546 amino acids)
Biological process (GO): cellular response to calcium ion
Cellular component (GO): plasma membrane
Molecular function (GO): calcium-dependent phospholipid binding
Source: RefSeq, a predicted model, not a curated record